Molecule: messenger RNA, 1432 nt
Organism: Carassius carassius (crucian carp)
Lineage: Eukaryota; Metazoa; Chordata; Actinopteri; Cypriniformes; Cyprinidae
Product: beta-1,3-galactosyltransferase 2-like
Exons: 2
Coding region: 1-1050 (349 amino acids)
Cellular component (GO): membrane
Molecular function (GO): N-acetyl-beta-D-glucosaminide beta-(1,3)-galactosyltransferase activity
Source: RefSeq, a predicted model, not a curated record
AUGCUGACCACAGUGAAAAGAAUAUCUUUUGUUUGUUUCUUUAUCUUUUUUUACAGACACAUAAAUGGUCUCAUCUUGCUUACAUUGACUUUCUCCUUGUGUGUCAUACUUUACAAUUUUGAACUCUGUGUCAGGUCUGCUAAGCCCCCUGAAACCUUAAAUAAUGCUGUAACUCAAAAAAGCUCCUAUUAUAUGACUGCAUCCCCCACUGUGACCAAACACAUUGGACUGCAUUAUCAUGUGGCUCAUCCACUCAAUUACCAUUUCAUCCUGAACGAACCUGAUAAAUGUAGUCAGUGGGAUCCGUUCUUGAUCUUGACGGUCCCUGUGGCCCCCCAUGAGGUCAAUGCUCAUAAUGCCAUCCGCAGCACAUGGGGGACUGAGAGCUCAGUGCAGGGAAAAGCAGUGCUGACUCUAUUCUUGGUGGGUUUGACUGGAGGAGCUGAAGCUCAACAGAAGCUGGAGGAAGAGAGUCGACGACACAGAGAUUUAGUGCAGAGCAACUUUGUGGACUCCUACUUCAAUCUGACCAUAAAGACCAUGGUGAUCAUGGACUGGCUAGCCACUAGUUGCCCUCAAGCAACUUAUGCUAUGAAGGCUGAUUCUGAUAUAUACAUAAACCUGGAGAACCUGAUGAGCCUCUUAUUGUCACCCAACACACCCAGACAGAACUACAUCACAGGGUAUUUGAUGUGGGACAGGCCUGUCAUCAGAGACAAAAAAUCUAAAUGGUACGUCUCAGAGAAGCUGUACCCUGAACCAAUAUACCCCACAUAUGUGCAGGGAUCAGGAUAUAUUUUCUCCAAUGACCUGCCAGAAAAAAUAGUGGAAAUUUCCAAGGAAGUAAUGGGCUUUAAUAUAGAAGACGCAUAUGUGGGUGUUUGUCUGAUACGAUUGGGCUUUGCACUCUCAUCUCCUCCAGACCCUUCACAAUUUAGACUCCAUAUGGGACAAUAUAAGCGAGAGGAUUUUCUCAGGAUCAUUUCAGUAAGAGUGGGAUCUCCACAGCAGAUACUGAAUAUUUGGAAGGAUGUAAAGAGACCCAAAUAAAAGAACGUGACCAGAAACAAACAAGAAUUAAAAAUACAAAAUUUCAGUUUAAAAACCAAUAAUGUUUUGCUGCAUCAAAACAAUGCAGCGGGACCAGUGAAGCCUGAUACCUUAAAUGGAUUAAGUUUAUGAGCCAAUUCUGUUCAAAAACACACAGCAUGGUUCUUCUAAUUAAAUGGUCGGUUACAGUUCAAAAAGACUAUUUUCUGGUCCUCAAAUCUGAUUGGCUGAGAUGAGUGUGGUAUUCAAGUGACACCGGAGCCCUGACCAUUUCACUGUUUGCAUCACUUUGUCUGCAGUAUUUUCUACAGCGAGCGUCACGGCGGAAGCCCAAACCCGCUAUCAUUUUAAAAGUAAUACUGUUACCAUAUUACAGAAUGUA